Messenger RNA from Mercenaria mercenaria, 1124 nucleotides. Its product is annotated as baculoviral IAP repeat-containing protein 3-like. Gene Ontology annotation, molecular function: ubiquitin protein ligase activity; cysteine-type endopeptidase inhibitor activity involved in apoptotic process. Gene Ontology annotation, cellular component: nucleus; cytoplasm. Gene Ontology annotation, biological process: regulation of cell cycle; positive regulation of protein ubiquitination; negative regulation of apoptotic process. The record is from RefSeq and is a predicted model, not a curated record. NCBI's taxonomy places the organism in Eukaryota, Metazoa, Mollusca, Bivalvia, Venerida, Veneridae. The transcript is spliced from 5 exons. Bases 54 to 914 code for a protein of 286 amino acids.
CAUCUAAUUUUAGCAUACUAUCCCAGGCAAAUUUGAGCGGUUGGAAUGAACAUAUGGAGCUUUAUCCUGGAAUUACGAAUGGAAGACCAAAGAAUCCUGAUUAUGCUUUGAUGAAAGAAAGACUUGUGACAUUCGAAGAUUGGUCAAGAGAUGGGAUAGCUAUAGAAGGCCUGGCCAAAGCGGGAUUUUACGCAACAGGAAACCAAGACUCUGUUAGGUGCUUUUACUGUGGUGGUGGGGUGAAAGACUGGCAACGAAGUGAUGAACCCUGGAUACAGCAUGCGACAGUUUUCCCACAUUGUGAAUAUGUAAAACUGUGUAUGGGAGAAGAUUUCAUAAACAGAGCAGCAAACAUGAACGAAGAGGAUACACAGGAAUUAAACAGAAGACUAGCACAACAUCUUGUUCCUGACCAACUAAUAGAAGAUUUAAAUUGUAAGGCCGCAUUGCUUCUAAUAGAUAAAAAGUAUAGACAAGAGGAUGUUGAACAGGCUAUUCAAAAGGCAAGGGAAAAAUACGGCAGUAGAGCACUUAGAGCUCACUUCAUUCAUGAGUUUCUUCUUGAAAGCAACACGGUAACCACGCCUCGAAACAUCCAUGCAGUUGCAUUAUCACGACAGACUAAUAAUACAACAGUUUCAAAUGGUCCCACAGAGCAUCAACAUCUUGUUGGUUCGAGGGAUUUUCAAUCUGAGAAUCUUGAUGCUCAUGAUACUGAGCAAGAUCGUCUUCUGGAAGAAAACCGGGAUCUGAAAGACAGAAUUGCCUGCAAAAUAUGUAUGGACAAAGAUGCGUGCAUUGUGUUUAUUCCAUGUGGACAUAUGGUAUCUUGCAUAGAGUGUGCACAAAGACAACGCAUGUGUGCGGUCUGUAGAGCGGAAAUAAAAGAAACAGUAAGGGCGUAUCCAGCCUAGAAACCACAAUAUUCAAACUUGGACAUCUUUACCUACCCAAUUUUACGAUUGACAAACGACAGAACAGAUGAGAUUUUGCCGUGUAACUCAUCAUUUUUUUCAAGGAAUGCUUCUGUAUAUGAGUCAUACAAUGUAAUUUAUUUUCGUGCGGAGAACUUAAAAACAAAUUUAAAAUAAACUAAAAAUAUAAAAACAAUAUUUAUAAUCUGA